AUGUAAUCUAAAGGACCUUCAGCAUAAUAUCUAUCGAAGCUCUUAAUUGAGGAUCCAAACAAAGCCCCUGAACAUGUUUUUAAGACCAAUUAAAAAUAUGCUGAAUAUAUCGCUUAUUUGGGUUCUCAAAAGGCUCCAAUAACUGCAUUUACGAAAUUAGCUUAAUGGAAAUAAUACUAAUUCGAGAAUGUAAAUCUAUUAAUUGAUCCUGCUAAAAUAUCACCUUUGUUAUCUGCACUUACAGAUGAAAAUAAACUAUUAAAACAUGAAUGUUUCAAAUAAUCCAAUGAUAUUGUUGAAUUAACUACAAUGGUUGAAAGAUUAAUCGAUGACAAUUUAGUUAUUAAAAAACACUUAGAUUUGAAGACUAAUGAAAUGCAGCACUUUCUUUAGAAUUAAAAAACAUAAAUUAAUGAUGAAAUCUAGGAUCUCAAAUUUUAACUAUAAUCGUUGUAGGAUGAGAAUAAUCUAUUGAUUACACAUUUGGAGGAUUUGAGAAGAAAUCAAAAUGAUGAUGUGAUCAACAAUUUAGAAACUGAAUUGAGCAAUGCUAGAGAUUUGUUUGAGUAAUAGCAAUAGAAUUUCAAAUAAUGUUAAGAAAGAGAAUACGAUAUUAGUAGAGAACUUGUUAAAAUGAACUCAUAAUAUAAAGAAGCUUUAGAGAAGAUUGUUGAACUAUCCUCCUAAUUAAGCAGUUAUGAGGACAACAAUCAUGAGCUAAGAAAUUAAAUCAUGUUGAUUUCUAAUAAAAUUAAUAUUGUUCAGAAGAAUGCUUUCGAUUAAGUUAACCAAAAGGAAAUUGAACUUGAAAGUUUAUAAAUUAAAUUUAAUACUUUAUUGAAGGACAAUGAUUCCAUAAAGGAUUAAUUAAGCUAAUAUGACUUUAAAAUAUAAGAAUUAAUCAAAGAGAAUACUAGAAUAAGUGAAGAAAUGAAAAUGUAUUAGUUAAUGAAUAACGAACUUUUGAAUCAAGAGAAAGACAUAAAGAAUCAAUUGUAAUUGGAGAAGAUGAAGAAAACUCCUAACGUUUCUGAUGAGUAAUUGACUAAGGAAUAAUUAAUAAAAGAAUGCAGAAGAUUAGGAGAGUAAUUAGAACGGGCAUAAUUAGAAUAUAUUAAAUUAGAUGAUUUCUUGACAAAACAAAUCGAUUAAUAAAAGAAGUAAUCAGAAUAGAUUCUUGAGAACAUGAAGAUCAGAUUCUAAAACUCUUUAGAUAGCAGAUAAGAAUAAAUUAAUUAGUUAGAAAAAUAAAUUGCUUCAUAGAUUGAAUAGAUUAAUAUCCAAAAAAAAGAAUUGGAAAUCAUCAAUUUGGAGUAUUAGGAUAUUAAAUAAAAAUAGGUAUAGUGUUAAAUAUUAAAAAUAGGAAGAUUAAUCUUAGAUAAAGAAAUUAGUUGAUUAAUAAGUCAUGGAAAUCAGAGUCCUUAAGAGUUAAUUGUAGGAUAAGAAAAUGCUGAUUAAUGAAAUGUUAGAAGAAAAGGAUAAAAUGAGUAAGGUGUUUAAGAGUGAAUAAAUUUCAUCAUAGUAAAAUAUUCAUCUGCUGGAGGAAGAAAUAAAAUAGUUACAAAAUCAACAAAUAAAAUAUUAAUCAUAGAAGGAAGAUCUGGAGAAAUUAUUAGAAAUCAAUGAUAACUUAAAAUAAGAAAUUCAUCAUAUCCAAUAAUAAUAUAAGGAUGUUUAGGCGCUAUGUAGAGAUGAAAUUGAAAAAAGAUAGAAUGUAUAAUAUUGAUUAAUAAAGUUAUAAGUAGAAGCAGGCAUUUAAGCUAAUUAAAUUGGAACACUCAAAGAGUAGAUCAGGUACUUCUAAGAAUAACAGCAAAGAAAGGAUAAAUUAGACUAAGUUUUAUAGGAAAAUCAGAUUCUAAGAGCACAACUUAAAUAAUGA
Molecule: messenger RNA, 1882 nt
Organism: Paramecium octaurelia
Lineage: Eukaryota; Ciliophora; Oligohymenophorea; Peniculida; Parameciidae
Source: the annotation of a GenBank genome assembly